Toxotes jaculatrix (banded archerfish) is the source of this 8483-nucleotide messenger RNA. RefSeq names its product telomerase-associated protein 1 (gene tep1). Gene Ontology annotation, molecular function: telomerase RNA binding; protein binding; telomerase activity. Gene Ontology annotation, biological process: telomere maintenance via recombination. Lineage: Eukaryota; Metazoa; Chordata; Actinopteri; Toxotidae. The record is from RefSeq and is a predicted model, not a curated record. The transcript has 57 exons. Gene Ontology annotation, cellular component: telomerase holoenzyme complex. The coding region runs from base 224 to 8131 and encodes 2635 amino acids.
CCGUGUAUGAUCCGGAGCCGCAUUUAGCGUCUCGAAGAAGCGCAACCACUGCGGCGCAUCAGACGGUAUCCGUUUGCAAGUUGCGCCCGUUGGCUGGGAGCCUGCGCUCUGUCUGCGGAGUUUAAAUUGCGGGUUUUGCGGAUUUAGAGGGUGUGUGACUGAGAGGAGAGGCUCAAACCUGUCACGGCCUUUGACCUUCUGAUUGACGUGGAUCUCUACAGAGAUGAGGGCUCUGACUUUGAAGCAGGCGAACGUGGCCCACGGAGAGCAGCAGCAGCAGGCCACAUGUGGACGAAGUUUGUCUUCCAACUAUGCUCCUCCACGUCUGGAGAAUAAGUUCUUAGCUCAGACCUCCAUGGUGAUGCCCCAAAGCUUUUCUCCACUCAAGAGCUUUUCAGUACAACCCUCCUCCUGCCCCUCUCUCCAGCCCUCCAGCCUGUCUUCCACCUCAUCCUCCCUUCUCUCCACUUCUUCCCUCUCGCCUUCCCUCACCUCUCCCCUCCUCAGCACCCAGAACAAGCUCCUAACCAGUGAUUCACCUCAUCUCUCCUUUUCCUUGACCUCUUCUACCCCUGAUGACUCUCUGCUCUCCACAUCCCUGGCCAGCGGUGCUCUGCUCAAUCGCUUUGCUCAUCCGCCUUCAUUUCUUCAUUACGGUCUGGGCGGAAAACAGAAGAAGGAUUCUGGAGGCAGGGGCACAGAGGAAAGACCUCAUGUUUUGCAGUCCUGUUUGGAAGAAACAAGUGUGCAUUCUGAGGAUCAUGAUGUUUUGACUGACGAGGAGGAGGUGGAGGAGGAGGAGGGGGAGGGAGAGGGAGAGGGAGAGCAGGUUUAUGCUGGCUCUACCAUGGAAUUACCUGUCCUGGAAACAGAGUUGGUCAACCAGGAACCUGAGCAAACCAUGGCCAUCGGACAGGAGGAAUUUGCUGAGUUUGAUGCAGGAACUGAAAGGUUUGAAGAGGAGCUAAAGGACAAAAAGUAUCACCUGCUGAAUGCGGUGUGUUGCUCUCUGGUCAAUAAGAGCAAAGCUCCAGGCCAGAAGGAGUGGGACUCAGAGAGCAGCGUUUGGACCAGAAUCAUAAACCUGGCAAAGGACAUUUCUGUCCAUGACUCCCAGUUUCUUCUGAAGCUGGCAGUGUACACUCGACAGGAGUUAAACAUCCGCAUCACGGGAAACUUCUUAUUGGCUCUGGCUGCCAGUCAGCCCUCCACCAAGCCUCAUGUCCGCAGAUACUUCUGUGCUGCUGUACAGCUGCCCUCCGAUUGGCUGGAAGUUGUCAGAAUCUAUAGUACAUGCUUCAGCCACUCCCUGCCGAUGUGCCUGAAGAAGGCAGCGGCUGACAAGUUCAAGCAGUUCAGCGAGUAUCAACUGGCCAAAUACAACACGCGCAAACACCGCUGCAAACACAGCUCUAAACGUCGGAGAGGAAAGAAACCGACUGCUCAGCAGCUGAAACAGUGGGCGAACCUGCUCAGAUCAGAUGCCUCUAUCCUGGAGAAGUUUAUGGGGGGCAAAAAAGAGGUGGUGGACAAAAAGCAGAGUGAGUUCAGCAUGAAGAAACUGAUCAAGAGGCUUCACAUUAAAGAACCGGCUGAACAUGUUAUGGCCAUUCUGGGAAAAAAGUAUCCUGCUGACCUCAAGGCAUUCACCCACAGUGGAAUGAAGGGUGCGUGGGACAGGGAGAGAGCUGGGCAGCGAAUGAAGCUCAAAGAGCCAGAGACGUGGGAACGGCUGCUCAGUCUGGAAGGCAACAAGGCCGCCACCUGGGAGAAGCUCAUAGACAACAAGUCUCUUCCGUUCAUGGCCACGCUGAGGAACCUGAGGAACAUGAUCACUCGGGGCAUCAGUGAGGCUCAUCACAAGAAGAUCCUCAGCAGACUGACCAAUAAGAAAGCCGUGAUUCAGAGCCGACAGUUUCCCUUCAGGUUCCUCGCUGCUUACAAAGUCAUCAUGGAGCUUCGCAGUUUGACCUCCAUAUCAGUGAUUCCCACUGCAAAGGAAAUCCUGAUGGGCAUCCUGAAGAAGAUUCCCAAGGGCGUGCGCUUCAAGCGUUUCGAGUGGGACACGGCCAAAAGGUGCAGGAUGAGGGUGGCUCUUGGAGUGCCGUUUAUCUAUCGAAUGUACCAGAUGAAGAAGGCACAGCUCCUAAAGGCCAAUCAGCAGCAGUACUCUGUUGAUCUGUUGGAUCGUUACUGCAAAGCUCUGGAGACGGCAGUUCAGAUCUCCUGCCGUUACAACGUGCCCCCGCUCCCUGGGCGGACAGUUAUUAUCCUCCCUACUGAUAUGUAUUCUGAUAAGACCUGGAGCCAGGACUUCUGCCUCCCGAUGGAACGUGAGCAAAAAAACGAAGAGGAGGAGGAGGAGGAGGAGGAGGAGGAGGAGGAGGAGGAGGAGGAGGAGGAAGAGGAGGAAGAGAGGAGGGCAAAGAGGAAGAAAAAGGAAGUGGAUGACAACAAACUAACUCCUUCUAUGAUGGAGGUGGCCGUUUUGCUCUCUCUGAUGAUCAGCAGCAGUGCUGAGGACAGCCAGCUCUACUUGGCUGAUUGGAGUUGCUUUGAACAAGUCAAGCUUAAAUCUGACGUCCUUUUGGAAAAUGUCAGAAGUGUCAUGGAGCAAAUAAAGGCAUGUAAAAAUUCAAGAGACGGAAAUAGGGACCCAAGUUACCUCUCCAAAAUAUUGACCAUGAAGAACAAGAUAGAUAACAUCGUUGUGCUGACUGACCGCUGGAUGAAUGAUGAUGUCGACCACGCCAUCAACAACUACAGGAAGGAAGUGAACAACAAAACCCUCGUGGUGCAAAUCUUCCUUUCAGAACAAGGCUUCCAGAGUCCCACAGACAACACGCUGGACAGGAACAUUGUGCAGCUGAGAGGCUUCAGUGAGCAAAUGCUGAGGUUUGUGGCAGAACGAGGAUCUUCCAGAUUGCUGGACCAUGUGGAGCACUUGGACAGACUGUACAACAUCCCACCACCAGAAGGAGCUAAAAGCCCUGAGACCACAAACAAUGUUGUCCCAAUACCGGCCAGUCCCAAGUUAAGGUGGCAAGGUGUGCGCGUAUUUAUCUCCUCCACCUUCAGAGACAUGCACGCAGAGCGCGACAUCUUGGUGCGGAGCGUCUUCCCCGAGCUGCGCCGUCGUGCUGCACCACACUGCCUCUACCUGCAGGAAGUGGAACUGCGUUGGGGUGUGACAGAGGAGGAGUCGGGUAGAGCCACCGAGCUGUGCCUGUCAGAGGUGUGUCGCAGCCAGAUGAUGGUUGGAAUCCUGGGGGAGAGGUACGGCCUGGUGCCCCCCAAACCUGUCCUCCCUGACCUGCCGCAGUACAGCUGGCUUGCGUCGGCUCCAGCAGGUCUGUCCAUCACAGAGAUGGAGAUCCGUCAGUUUCAGGCUCUUUUCCCUGAAACAGCACACCAGCGAAUGUUCUGCUACUUCAGAGAUCCAAAUAUCACCAAGUCGGUUCCAGUGGCUUGGAGAGCUGACUUUGCUCCUGAAUCAAAGGAGGCGGAGUCUAAAAUGGCCGCUUUGAAAAGCAGGAUCCAGGCCAGUGAUGUGAAGGUCACCGAAGAUUACCCAUGUGCGUGGGGAGGUGUUGUGGAAGGGAAACCAUAUCUGAAAAACUUGGAGGCCUUUGGCAGGGCUGUGCUGGAAGACCUUUGGAUGGCAGUUGUGAAGCAGUUUGUGGACGAGAAUGACAAUGCCGAGGCUGCAUCAGAAGUGACUGAGCAGGAGAUGCACCAGGGGGCGGUGCAGAGGCAGUUCUUUGGCAGGGCGAAGCUCCUGUCUGGAGCUGUGGACAUGGUGGAGCAGGUUCAGACCAAAGGAGGGAUGAUGGUGGUGGAGGGAGGACCCGGAGAGGGCAAGACUGUUUUCAUGGCUGCCCUAGCAGACGCCCUCAGGACUGGAGUCAAAUCCAGGAGAAACCUGGUCUGCGAUGUCAUCUCCUACUCUACAGCUGCCAGCCAAUCAGCAUGCUCUGUGGAGAACCUUCUUCGCUGCUUCGUGAAGUGGUUCAGGAAAAUGAAAGAUACUGAAAAGGAAUCACCUCUUCCCCAUUCGUACAAAGAUUUGCUCUCAGAGUUUCACUCUACAUUGAUGGACACGGAGCGGAACAAACCUCUGAUACUGGUAGUUGAUGGGGUGGAUGUUGUUCAAGAUGGUGGAGAUCAGCUGAGCUCUGAGUGGAUACCACAGCAGCUUCCACAGGGCGUGUGUUUGGUUGUAAGCAUCACAUCUAAAGCGGCACUGUUACAAACCCUGGCCAAGAAAAAGAGCACUGUCCUGUUUACCCUGGGACAGCUUACCGUGCCGGACCGGAAGGAGAUAGUUCAGAAGGGACUGGACACCUUUGGGAAGAAGCUCAGCGACUCUGCAUUCAACAACCAGCUCCAGACGCUGAUAAUGAAGAAAGGAGCAGUGAGUCCUCUCUACCUUCACCUGGCCUGUGAAGACCUGAGGAACUUUGCCUCCUUUGAUAAGUUGAAGGAGAGCCUGCAGGUUUUACCUCAGUCUCUGAGCCAGUUGGUGCAACACAGUCUGGACAGACUCUGCUCACAGUACAGAGACAUACAGGGACUCCGCCGGACCCUUGCGGCACUCACUGUCAGCCCUGCUGGCCUGAGGGAGAGGGACCUGUACUCUGUACUGAACACAUGCAAUGACCUGUCCUCACGGGACCAGCAGAUGUCGUGGCAGGAAGUGCUGAACCUGCCCAGAAAGCCCAAAGGACGCAUUCCCAUGGCAACUUUCACUCGUAUAGUGCAGAGCUUGCAGAGUCUCAUUGGUCCUUCUCAUUGCCACAACACUGACGACUUGCUGGCUCUAACAAACCCGGAGGUGAGGCGGGCUUUUGAGGACUUUCUCCUGCAGGAAGAAAGUGACAGGACCAGAGCUCACCGCGUUUUGGCAGCUCAUCUGUGGGCACUGGCUGACCCAGAGGGAACUGAAACUUUCCUCCAUUGUGAGGCAAACUCUGUUAUGCAUCUGCCUUUCAACCUGAUUCAAAGUGGCCAACUGGAGGCGCUCCAUUCCCUGCUCUCUAACUACUAUUUCCUGUAUGCUAAUGUGCGGCACGGCCUGUUGCACCACCUCCUGGAGACCUACAGCCUAUACGAUAAGAAGCACAAGUCUGCCUCCUCUUUUGGCUUCCAGGAUCAUCUAGAGGACUGCUGGAGUUUCCUGAGGCGUCACGCCCCUCUGCUCUCAUCCUGGGCACCUCUUUUUGUUCAGCAAGCCUUCAACGAGCCUCCAGAAUCCACAGCUCACACCUGGGCACAAGGCCUGGUGGGAACAGGAGGAGUCCGGGUAGUUGAGUGGCUAAACAAAAAAGAUCAGAUUGUUAAAGAGACCAGCGAGCUGGUGUCGACCUUUUCCUCUGAACCCACCUGUCUGGUUGUGAGUUUGGAUGGAGAGCUGAUGGUGGUUGGUACUGGAGAAGGAACGCUGCAUUGCAUCAACACACAGACAGGACAGAAAGUGAAGUCGCUGGUGAGCAGCUGUGAUGGCAUCUCGAGCUGCGUCUUUCUGAAGGAGGGACGUCUAGCUACAACCUCCUUCGAUGGACGAAUAGAGAUCUGGGACAUCAGGAACGGCUGCAGGACUGCUCUUAUUGAUGGCCACACGAAUACGAUAACAGCAAGUGAUGUCACUGCAGACCAGAAGCACCUUGCAACCGUGUCUCUCGACUUCAUGUUGAAAGUGUGGUCAUCUACUAAAGGUCAUGAGGUAGCAGCCCUGCCCAGCACCAGCCCUAUGAACUGUGUGACCUUUGACCCUGAAGGUGACCUGCUGGCUGCUGGUUGCUGGAAUGGGAACGUGGUCCUGUGGAACUGGCUCCAGAAUAAAACUCUAACACCCCUGUCUGGUCACCAGCGCUCAGUGCGCAGUCUCUCUUUCUCCUCCUCGUCCACCAUGCUCUGCUCUGGCUCUGUGUCUGGAGAGGUCAGGGUGUGGUCGGUGCCCACCUCCACCUGUGUUGGAUGUUUCCAGGCUCACUGUGGAGCCACAGAGGUCCUCACUUUCCUGGACGAGGGAGCCAUGCUGCUCAGUGCCGGCUCAGAUCACAUGCUCCAGCUCUGGUCAGGAGGACUUGGAUGUUCAGUCACUGCAUUAAAAAGUGAUGAUUGUGAACAGGAGCCUCCUCAGAAGAAAAUGAAGUUUGUGGACUCAGUUCCUGCUGCACUGUGUGUGGCUGUAAACAGAGACUGUGCUGCUGUGGGAUACCAUGGUGAAGGCAUCAAACACUUCAGUCUUGACUCAGGUGAGAUGAUCUGGGCAUCCAGGGAUCACGACGUGGCCAUACUGUGCCUGUUGUGGGUCGUUUUGGACGCAGAGCAGACGGAGCCUGAGCUGCUGGUGUCUGGAGGAAGUGACAAACGUCUGAGGGUCUGGAAGAGAGAAGAAGGGGAGGAGGGAAUGAGGGGGGCGCUGACAAAGUUGGGAGUGUUUGGUGUGCAACAAGGUGCCAUCCUGGCACUGGCACAAAACUCAACUUACCUGGCUACAGCUUCAGAUGACUUCACUGUUGUUUUGUGGUUGCUGAGUGAUCUGGCCCCUGACCCCUCAGCUGAGCCUCAUGCAGUGCUGAGGGGCCACAAUGGAGGAGUCACCUGUCUGGCUUUCAGCCCCGAUGGUGGACAGCUACUUUCUGGUGGAAAAGAUCAGGCCCUGAUGGUGUGGGAUAUGAAUUCGUCUCCUCCUGGUCUUUCUAAGUCGCUCCCUCACUCUCACAGAGACUGGAUCACCGGCUGUGUUUGGACUCCAGACUGUGUGAUUAGUUCCUCAAACGAUGGGAGGCUUUGUUUAUGGGAUCUGCAGGCAGGUCAGCGUCUCAGAGAAAUCUCCUGGAGGAGUCCUCUUACCUCUGUCUGCUGUCAGGGACAGUAUGUGAUGGCUGGCUGUGCAGACGGAGCACUACAUGUGUGGAACUGGGAAACCAACAUAGAAAUCUGCCACAUUACUGCCCACAAGCAGCGUGUAAACCACUGCUCUCUCCGCAAGAAUACAGAUAAGAAUGUAGAAGAAAACCCAGAAGAAAUGACUGUUAUCACUGCAUCUGAUGACGGCACAGUGCAUCUCUGGAAACCACUGCAGAUGGAGCACUUCAGCUCCUUCCAGGGUCACAGUGGUGCGAUUUAUGGAGUUGUUCUCAAGGAAGGAGUCCCAGAAUUCCUCACUGUCUCUGAAGACUGCUCACUGCGAUGCUGGAUGUGGACAACAAAGAGUCCUCCCAGCCUCUCAGGCCCUGUCACAGCUCUGUGCUUCUCUCCCAAAGACGAUUUGUGUUUUGCUGGUUAUGCAUCCGGUUUGCUGGAGCUGUGGCAGCUCAACACUGUGCUUUGCCACAAGCAGGCUUCAGAUAGCACCAUCACAGCGAUCUGCUCCAUGCCUCACAGCCAGUUUGCUGUCAGCUACAUGGAGUCUUUUGUUGAUGUGUGGCAGCUGGUGUGGAAUCAACACAGCACCGCAAGCCUGGUGAAGGUAACCACUUAUACAGUGGAAAACCCAGUGAUCCACCUCUCCUACCGCUCUCUCCUGAUUGGUGUGUCCAGCAACGGGAUAAUAUAUAACAUCACAAACAAUGAUGGAGACUGUAUCAUGUGUGCAAGCUUUAAGAGCCAAGUACGAUACAUUGGCUUGAUCCCUAAUGACGAGAAAAGCUUGUGGCUGGUGGGCGAAGGGAAUGGAGAAGUUCACAUUGGCUUCAUUUUUACCAUGGGCCCCAAAAAUUGUUAUGAUUCGGCUUACAGCUCGGUGAGCCUGAAGUGUGAUGAGGAGGACGAGAAGAACAAGAAAAUCCCAAUAACAGCUGUAACUGUGGACAAAGAGUUUGUGGUGUGUGGAGACAUGAGGGGUCACAUGUGGUUCAACCAGCCUCCAGAGCUUUCAUCAUGGAGCAGCAGAAAACCUGCUCACAGUGACAGGAUCAGUGUGCUAAGACUCACAGACACCACCAUCAUCUCAGCUUCACGUGACAGGACGGUUAAGCUGUGGGACAGAAUCACCAAGAAACAGGUGGGUAUGUUUGUGUGUGGAGGUCCGGUCCUAGUUUUGGAAGUGAAUCCAGAAAAACCCACUGAGCUGGUUUGUGGCGACGGACAGGGAAAGCUGUACUUUCUCUCCUGGAAGGAAUAAUCCUCCAGAUGUCACACACAAAAUUUAGGAUUUAGGGGGAAAAAAAGUGUUCUAACACUAACUAAAGACUAUAACAAUGUUUUGCUUCUUUUUUGCUUCGGUGAUGGUAAAUGUGCAAUAAUAUGAAUAAGAAAAUAAGCUGAAAAAUGAGCAUCACAUGCAGGGGUAAGCAUGUAUGUUGUAUUUCCAAAGCUCUAAUUGUGUCAUGUUUACAUGUGCCUUUAAUUACAAACUUUAAAAAUAUAAUUUUUGGUGGGCUUCAUUUAUUUAUUUUUUUUGGUUUUAAAAUUGUAAUUGAGAGAAAACAUGGGUUUACCUAAAGAACAUUGCAUUAAAUGCUUUCUUUGUCUUC